AUGGACUACUCACUCGAGAAUCACAAGUCUUUUAUCGGAAAACCCAUCUCGGGUCUUCCUACGCCGGCGCUGGUGGUUAAUUUGCCUGUGCUCAAGAAGAACAUCGACAGUUUACAUCAAGACGUGGAAAAACUGGGCAUUGGCUUUAGGCCUCAUGUCAAGACGCUCAAGACGCUCGAAGUAACGAGGAUGAUGCUUGCUGAAGGCAAAUACAAGGGAAUGAUUGCAUCCACCAUCCCUGAGAUAAAGGGUGCCUUGCCCCUAGUGGAGGAAGGCCUCGUGGAAGAGUGUCUGUAUGGCAUCCCAGUCUAUCCAGGAGUUCUGCCCAGAUUGAUCGAGCUGCGAAAGUCGUUGCGUCUCCAGCUUAUGGUUGACAAUGAGCAACAGGUCUCGUUCCUCGAAGAGUCAGCUUCUAGCCAGGAGCCCUGGGACAUCUUCAUCAAGUUGGACGUCGGCUCGCACAGAGCGGGUGUCGAAGCCAAUAGUGAUGCUCUUAAUCGUUUGGUAAAGCGCGCAGAAAAGUCCUCUGCAGUCAACAUCUACGGAUUUUACUGUCACGCCGGACACUCGUACGGAGGUCGUUCACGAAAGGAAGCUGAAGAAACCCUCAACAUCGAAGUAUCGAGUGUGUUGGCCGCAGCCAAGCUCCUCCCCUCGGACCGCCGCCUCAUCAUCUCCGUCGGCAGCACACCUACAGCGCAUGUAGUAGAAAGCCUCAAGGCAUCGAUGCCAGAAAAUGUUAUCCUGGAGCUCCACGCAGGCAACUUCCCCUGCAACGAUCUCCAGCAAGUAUCGACAGGUCUCGUGACCGAGUCGCAGCAGGCCGUGUCAGUGGCAGCAGAGGUUUGCAGCGUCUACCCAGAGCGAAACGAAGCGCUGGUCAACGCAGGCGUGAUUGCGCUGUCGCGCGAGGCAAGCGCCUUCAGUGGGUUCGGCCGAGUGGUGGGCAGCCCGUCGUGGGGUCUGGUGCGGUUAUCGCAGGAGCAUGGGAUCCUGGGCACGAGCGAGGGUCGAAAGGUAGACGAUGAUUUCAAGGUCGGUCAGAGAGUUGAGAUUUGGUGCAAUCAUUCGUGUAUCGCGGCUGCUGCAUUUCACGUGUAUUAUGUCGUUGACGAAGAAGUGUCUUACGCCGAUAUUGCUGCCAAGGGUCCCAAGCAGAGCCCCGAGGAUGCUGCUGCCCCUCAACCUCCUCAAAUCAUGACUGACGAGUCUGCUUCCACCGCCUCUCUGGUCGACGUUGAUAUGCCUAGCGUGCACACCGUCCCCAACGACUUCCUCGAGCAGGAGAUCCAGACCGAGACUCAAGCAGCCCGCAUCGAGCUAGAGGAAGAGGCCAAGCAGGAGAAGCGAAAGCGUGACUCAGCCGCCUCAAAGGCCAAGCAGACCGACAACUGGCUGGUCCAGCAGUUCUCCAAGCUGUCCGAUGGCGAAGCUACCGGCCUGACUGUCGCCAACCUGGCCACCGUCGUCAGUCUCGGUGCCUUCCUCGGCUACAAGGGCUGGGGUCUGUACGAGAAGGGCAGACUCGACUGGAAGGCCGUCUCUUACGGCGUCGGCAUCCUCGCCAGUGCAGCUGCUGCCCAGGGUGCUGUCGGGCGAUACCUGUACAAGGGAAAGAAGGGUGGUUCUUAG
This is a messenger RNA of Fusarium pseudograminearum CS3096, 1632 nucleotides long. RefSeq lists its product as uncharacterized. Gene Ontology annotation, molecular function: D-serine ammonia-lyase activity. Gene Ontology annotation, biological process: D-serine catabolic process. The transcript is spliced from 5 exons. Bases 1 to 1632 code for a protein of 543 amino acids. The record is from RefSeq and is a predicted model, not a curated record. NCBI's taxonomy places the organism in Eukaryota, Fungi, Ascomycota, Sordariomycetes, Hypocreales, Nectriaceae.